Molecule: messenger RNA, 4774 nt
Organism: Coregonus sp. 'balchen'
Lineage: Eukaryota; Metazoa; Chordata; Actinopteri; Salmoniformes; Salmonidae
Source: the annotation of a GenBank genome assembly
AUGAAGCACUACCAGGGCACAGUGGACAAGUUGUGUCGUGUGGAGCAGGUAAAGGAGAGGAUGGAGGGAGGAGGGGAGGAAGGGAUGGAGGGGAAGAGGUGGGAGGGGAUGGAGAGAGGAGGGGAGGAAGGGAUGGAGGGGAAGAGGUGGGAGGGGAUGGGGAGAGGAGGCAUUGCAAGGGACAGAGAGGAUGAGAGAAGAGGCUCAUUCCAGGGCACUAUAACCCGAUGCGUCUCUGUUUGGCACUCAGCAUUAAGGAGAUAGAUUGGGGGUACGACCCUGCGAUAGACUAGCGUCCAGUCCAGGGGGUGUACUUUUACAUCAAGCUGCCUCAUGCUACAGAAGCACGCUAUUGGGAACGGGAAAGGGGAUACUUAGUCAGUUGCACAACUGAAUGCAUUCAACCGAAAUUUGUCGUCUGCAUUUAACCCAACACAUCUACCGUUCUGACUCGCACAAGCCAAGGCUUGUGCAAGGCCACUUACUUAAAUACUUGUACAGUAUAGCGCACUAUAUAGGGAAUAGGGUGCUAUUUGGGAUGUAUCGCUAAUCUCCUGUCUGUGUGGCAUGUAGGACCUGGCCAUGGGUACAGACGCUGAGGGGGAGAAGAUCAAGGACCCCAUGAGGGCCAUUGUUCCCAUCCUGCUGGACGCUAACGUCACCACCCACGACAAGAUCCGCAUCAUCCUCCUCUACAUCUUCCUCAAGAACGGUGAAACUGAGACGCUCGACCUUUAACCCUAACAUUUACCCUAACCCUAGCUUCAUGUCCACAUCCCAGUUCAACCCUAACCCUAAACCACAACCUUAACCCUAACGCUAGCUUCAUAUCCACAUCCUGCUUCAAACCUAACCCUCAACCACAACCCUAACUCUAACCCUAGCUUCAUGUCCACAUCCCAGUUCAACCCUAACCCUAGCCUCAACCACAACCCUAACCCUAGCUUCAUGUCCACAUCCCAGUUCAACCCUAACCCUAGCCUCAACCACAACCCUAACCCUAGCUUCAUAUCUACAUCUUGGUUCAACCCUAACCUCAAGCACAACCCUAACUCUAAGAGCUGAUCUAGGAUCAGUUUUCCCAGUUUAUUCCUAAAGCCUAUUUUAUACCCUAUUUACAUACGCAAUGCAAGCUGUGCAAAAUGGCAGUAGUGUGCAGCGACGCAAUUUGUAACUCAUCCAACUACGCAGGAUCGCCAUUUUGUGUAGCUAAUUGCUUUCUUACAUUGCGUACAUACAUAGGGUAUAAAUUAGGCUUAAAGUUAACCUAUAAGAGCUUAACAACCUGUGGUGUGCUGAUUGGGUAGGCAUCACGGAGGAGAACCUGAACAAGCUCAUCCAGCACGCCCAGAUCCCUCCUGAGGACAGUGAAAUCAUCACCAACAUGGCCCACCUGGGUGUGCCCAUCAUCACAGACGUGAGUCAGCACUCCUACUUCCUGUUGUUGGCCACUUCGUGUCUGGCCAGCCUCCUCUUCUGUCCCCCCUGCAGCUGUAGUCAAGGACACAGAUGCACCGCCACCUUUUCAACACCUGCUACAAACUCUCUUUCUCUCUCAUGCCCAUACUCUCUCUAUAUCUCUCUCGCCCUCUCUGUUUCUCUCUCUGUCACCUGACCCACUUUCUAUUUCUCUCUCGCUCUCUCUCUCUCUCUCUCUCUGUCUCUCUCUCUCUCUCUCUCACUCUCUGUCUCUCUCUCUCUCUGUCUCUCUCUCUCUCUCUGUCUCUCUGUCUCUCUCUCACCCUCUCUCUCUCUCUCUCUCUCUCUCUCUCUCUGUCUCUCUCUCUCUCACCCUCUCUCUCUCUCUCUCUCUGUCCCUCGUUCUCUUCUGUUCCUACCAUAUUAUUCCUUUCAUAUGGGUUUCAAUUAAACACUUCAAUCGGAUUGAUACUUGCAGUAAUUUAACUGUCCCCCUUUGUUAUUUUUCACCCCAUGCUCCUCCUCCCUCCUCUAGUCCACCCUCCGCAGGGGGAAGAAGCUGGACAGGAAGGAACGUGUGAGUGAGCAGACCUAUCAGCUGUCCCGCUGGACACCACUGGUCAAGGACAUCAUGGAGGUCAGUUACUGGACAAACGCAUAGUCUCUGCCUAUUUGUGUGUGUGUGUGUGUGUUUCAAGCCAUCCCAGUUGUCUUUAAUGUGUAUUAUAUUUGCUGACCAUACUCUCAUUCUGCCUUUCUCCUUGUCAUCCCUGCAGGAUGUGAUUGAAGAUAAGCUGGACACCAAGCACUACCCCUACAUCUCUACCCGCUCCUCUGCCUCCUUCAGCAGCACUGCAGUCAGGUACACACACACACAUACACUAACACGCAUACCCACACACCGGAAUGUAUUGCAGUGUAGUAGCGCUAUCGAGAUUACAAAGCAAGGAGGGUCAUAGAUCAAUAGUUAUUUGGGCUCUGAGGGAGAGGGGAGAUUAAUACUCUGAUUGGCUGUAGAACAGAGAAAGGGCGGGACUAAGCAGUGACAAACAGGAGAAAAGGCCAAACAAAUAUUCUGUUACGGAGAAGGGACAACCAGAGGGCUGUGCAUUCAAUCAAACAUACAGUACUGCAACAGAGGGCUCUGGUCAAAAGUAGUGCACAAUAUAAGGAAGAGAGUGCCAUUUAGGACACAGUCAAGGUAUCUAACCUUCACACUACUACCACAGUGGUGGGUGCGUGUGCACUGGGGAAUGAUGAGAGAGUGCUGACACAUUGACCCCUGCAUAUCCCUUCCCCCUCUAGACCUUCAUUGUGUGUGUAUUGAUUUGACAUGGGAUCUGUGCUGCUGAGAAUGUGAGCCACUUCCAACCAUCAUUCAUCCCCCUGCUCCAAUGUUAUUGACUCACUGGGAAAGAAGCUCUGAGAAUCGACAGGCAGGCUCGGUUAGAUGAGCACAUUUCACUAGACGCCUUGCACAGCCAUGACACAGCAAAACACACGCUCACACACACUGGUCGCAUUCCACACACACUGGUCGCAUUCCACACACACUGGUCACGUUCUACACACACUGGUCGCAUUCCAGACCGACUACAUUAUAGACGUUACAUUGAUCAACCCAUGGUUGUGUGUCACAUCAUUGACUACGCAGUGGUUCAUCAGAUUGCUGUAUCAUAUGAUAUGGUUUGCUGAUAUGUUAUGUAGCUAGUUGUCUCCACAUAGAGAAAGACCCUAUCUCUCUGCCCACUACCUCUCUUCCUAGUUAGAUAGACACAUUAUUUCUUCAGUACAGCAGUGGUGAAAUAGUGAAAAAGAGUAACACUGUGAUAUGCCACCCUUGUGAUUGUGCUUCUCCGUUCCUGGCAGUGCCCGGUAUGGCCACUGGCACAAGAAUAAGACCCCAGGCGAGUACCGCACCGGGCCGCGCGUCAUGGUCUUCAUCAUCGGAGGCGCAUCCUUCAGCGAGAUGCGCUCUGCAUACGAGGUCACGCAGGCCAACGGGAAGUGGGAGGCCAUCAUUGGUGAGUCUGACACCGGGGGGCGCCACUGGGUGCAGGCCGAGGGGGGAUACAAGUGGCGGUAGGGAGGGACUACCCCAUAGGGAGUGUGACAUUAGAACAGUCCAAAGAGAAAAUACACUUACAUAGACUUAGAGUCAUAGACUGAUUUUACUGGUACAUUAACACACAGUUGCCUUUAAUUUAUGCAAGAAUGCAGACUCAUUUCGAAUGGACAUAUAGCUCCUCCCUAUGGGCACUUGUUGUAGGUCUGAACAGUCUGGAUAGGUAAUAUGUCCAACAACUCCUCUGAUAGGCUAGGUGGAAUGGCUUAUACCUACCCAAUUAUUUUCAGGAUCUACAUAAAGUGCCUAGAGAUGGGGGAUAGGACGUAGAUUGGGAAAUGGGCGUACUUCUCUAACUGACUGACUCUCGUACACUGGCUAAUUCUGUUAUUGGUCCCCAUUCAUUGUGGUCAGCAUAGCAGGACACAAAUGCCAAUGUGUCUGCCAUCAUCAGUGCCAAUGCAGCUGUAUUCUGUUCCCACUAUGUUGACCACAGAUGAUUGAAGAAGGACGAAGCAGAGAAGUCUCCGGAUAAUCUUUGUCUUUUUUGAGCGCCGACUGCACUUCAUUAAAACUCUGACUCAUCCACACACCAACAUAUUUCACCUCAAUUAGCUUCCUUACUCCCAUACACCCACACCAUGAAUCCCAGUCAGUAAAGAUUCAUUAAGUAAGCUUAUGUCAUGACCCUAGUUUGCCUGUUGAAGCGAUCAACACUCAUUCUGUUAAUGCUAGACUUACUUAAGGAUCUGUUAUGUUCUUCUCUAAGAUACCACCUGUGAUAUGUGUAAACCCCUUUUGGGUGACGUGUUUUCCCUGUUUAUUGACUGUUUUCUGUCUAGUCAGCCAGUCCUUGUCCUAAGGGAGGGACUGCGUCUUGUCUGUUGUUUUUGCUGUCCUAUGCUUUUGCUUUUGGAUUCAGUCUUGUUCUGUCUAAAACACUGUUGUCUUUGAAUUGCAGCUACGUCCUGUCUUCUUCUGUGCGUCUGGGUUUCAUGUCCGUGUGUUUGCGUGUGUGUGAGUGUGCGUGUGCACAGUAUGUGGGUGGUGCUGUGCAGUGGCGUGUUUAUCACCUUCUUUUCGAGAUGGCAGAGAAAGUGUCAGAAGAGAGAAAGUGGCAUUGGGGGCGUGGCAUGUGAAGAGAAUGGAGCGUGAAGCGCCCUCUGUUCCUCCACAGGUUCCACCCACACCAUCACCCCCAUCAAAUUCUUAACGGACCUGCAGCACCCUGACUUCCGAGAGUCCACUAGGGUGUCCUUUGAGGAGCCAGACGCAGGCUCAGACGAGUGA